AUGGCUGUAGCUGGCGAACCAUUGCUCGAUGAUGCCUCAGAUGAUCCCACUCAUAAAACUCGAUGGAGUUAUACAAGCUCUACUGAUCUUCCGUUACCCGAUGAAGAUCCCACGCAGAAAUUCUGUCCCCGUCAUGCCACAACUAUUGCUCGCUUGAAUAGGAGUUCAUUCGGCCCUUACCCAGUUGGUGUGGACUCAGCAACUCCCCAUCGCGAUUGGCAUUUCGGGAAUCUUGAUUACAUUCUGUCGCAUCGGAGCUGGUGUCAAGUGUGUGGCCUUAUUGCAAAUGUUAUUAAUGAGGAUCCUGCCAACUCCAUGUUAGAACGUAACAAUGCAGAGAUAAUUGCCUGCUGGAUAUGGGACGGAGUGCUCAAUAGGAGCAGCGACGAAAUGGGAACCCUCCGACUGAGAAUUGCCCCGGAGAUGGUUGGCUGGGAAGACUUGUUUGAGCCAUUUGAUCUAGUUCCCUUAGCAGACAGUGGCACAAAUGGCUGUUUAUUUCUAGGGCGAAAAGUUGAGGAAAAUCAGUUCAAUCUGGAGUUGGUCAAAGUUUGGACCAAGAGGUGUGCUGAGUGGCAUGGCAGCGAGUGCCUGGAUACGACACCGUGGCAGACGUCUCACUAUGGCGUGCCAUUUAUUCGAAUGAUCUCCCUCACCGACUACAGCUUGAUUGAGACAUCUUGUCCUCCGCCUUAUGCGGCGUUAAGCUACGUAUGGGGAACUUCACCAGUAUUCAAGACGUUACAGGGCAAUGUCAAAGACUUGAUGCAGCCACAAGGCCUACCAGUGCCGUCUCUUCCGAAAUCAAUUCGUGAUGCUAUGGUCCUAGCACGCGAUCUUGGUUUCCAAUACAUCUGGAUUGAUUCCAUAUGUAUCAUACAGGAUUCCACGGACGACAAAGUACAGCAGCUUCGCAUGAUGGACAGCAUUUACAGUCGUGCAAGUCUCACUAUUGUCGCUGCAGCUGGCGCUCAUGCAAACGCAGGAAUUCCUGCCCUUAAUCCAGAUACUCAUCGCAAAGCGACAGCUACAACGUGGAGUACUAGAGGCUGGACUUAUCAGGAGCGACUUCUCUCAAAACGGUGUGUCUUCUCUUUUCCUGACGGAUCUGUGAGUUUUCAGUGCUCAAAGGCUGUUUGGGGUGAAGAUUACUACGCUGAGACGCCAGAUCUGAAGCGUUGCGCGCCGAUGAUGGACAUUUCCUUGAAUCGGAGCUGGAUGGAAUAUUGUAGACUCGUUGAAGAAUACACUGGACGUGAUCUGUCAUACCCAAGCGACCGACUACCCGGCAUCAAUGGUGUUCUGGACGUCUUUCGAAAAGAGUUUGGCCUUCAGUUCCUUCAUGGACUGCCGGAAGUACUCAUUAAUAUGGCUCUUCUCUGGCAGCCACGCAACAAGAUGAAGCGCGUACCCAAAGACCCAAAGACUGGUUUACCAUUCUUUCCGAGUUGGUCGUGGACCGGUUGGACUGGGCCAGUGGGAUAUGAGAACUGGAAUGCCUUCAAUGGUAUGCCUGAGCUGGAUGAUCGUGCCAAGCGUGUCACUCCUUUCGGAAAGUUGGCUAAGAUGGGGUCAAAAGAUCUCGAAUAUUUUUCUUUACCAACAGAGCUUCAAUCAUCUCUCAAUUGGUCAAAAGUUUCCUCACCGAGACACGGGUCUUGUUAUGUUUUGGAUGGCAAUGCCAACAGGUAUCAUUCGAUCCCUUACAUAUCACCAUCUACAAGGCCGGAAGAAGUCAAGACGUUUGGGCAACCACUCUGGCUCAGUCUACGCACACGAGUCGCGAAAUUCCGUCUAACAAAUCUUGUUCUAAGUUCUGAUUUUAAUAAAGAAGACUUUCCGAUCGAGAAGCGAGGCCGCUUUGGACUUUCCCUGCCAUCACCAUCUACGGGCGACCGGCCUUGGUUGGGAACAAUUCUCUUACCCGUGCAAUAUCAUGCCAAGAUGAACCAAGAACAUGAGUUCAUCAUUCUAUCAGAAAGCUAUGGAUUCGAUCGUCAGGAGAUGGCACCGGCAGCAGCCAUGAAAAUGAAACCCUUUGAGGUUUACGAUGUGAUGAUGAUACGGAGAGUUGUUGGCGAGGAGUUGGCGCAGUACAAGUCCCAGCUUACAGCCGAAACAGCGCAUAUGGAUAAGUGGUUCGAUGGAAAAAGCUUUGUGGAGAGGAUUGGAGUUGGACGGAUGGUGAAAAAUGCCUGGGAUAGUGACGACCACUGGGAAGACUUUGUUCUUAUCUGA
Messenger RNA from Trichoderma breve, 2238 nucleotides. RefSeq names its product heterokaryon incompatibility protein (HET) domain-containing protein. Bases 1 to 2238 code for a protein of 745 amino acids. The transcript is spliced from 3 exons. The record is from RefSeq and is a predicted model, not a curated record. NCBI's taxonomy places the organism in Eukaryota, Fungi, Ascomycota, Sordariomycetes, Hypocreales, Hypocreaceae.